UGAUAGCUAACGCACAGCUGUCUGUCAACGAAUAAACAUUUAUAAUAUUUAGUAUAAUGCUUCACCGAAGUAGAAAACUAUGACUACUACGUAUCAUUUAUCGGAUCCUUUGCAGUCAGCUUCGCCCUACGAUCCAAGCUUUAAAGUGGACGUUCAGUUGGAUGCACCGUUACGGAAGGUGUCAUUAUCUCUUAAAGACGUCUCCGUAGAAAUUAUGACAAUUUGCUCACAAUUGGAAUCUCUCUGCAAACAAUACACUACUAAAACUGCAGAGAUUAGCCCUAAAAACAAAAACAAAUAUCACAGCUCAUUUGAAGCAGAAGCACGAUUUGCAUGGUGGAAAAUGGAAGAAAACCUAUAUUUCUUACCCACACCACAGCCGACAUUGAAAGAGUAUCUGGAAAAAAGUGGUUUAAUGUACCUAUUUCCUCGAGUAAUGUCUUACAUCAUUAAUCCUGACGGUCCUAGUUUCUUUGGUCAAGAAAGCCUCCUUCAAGAACAUUUUAACACUCCUGGGGUACUGAACCAAAUUAUUACUUUAUCAAACCAGCUGAGCAACGUUGCAUUUAAUGGUAGCAAUCACAAAUACAUGGCUCAUCAAUUAGCAUUGCUUUAUCAAUCAAUCAAUCAGAUACACUGUCCAACGUUACACGAACAAAAAAUAGAAGUAAAAAACAAUUUCAGAGAGUUCAAGUCAAAACUUACAGUAAAAGACAAAGAACGAACAUCAAAGUUGCCCGAGGAUGAAAAGGAAUGGGUAAAGAAAAUAAAGAAGUCUAUCCUGGAUGAACACCACAAGUUUCUACGAUGAGUUCACUUGUUUAGUGCCGAAUUCCAUCAUUUUCUUACAAAAUUUGAAAUGAAACACAAUUGAGUAUUUUCUUUAUGUAAAGUUCACCUCAGUAAUUUAUACAUUAUAUACAAAGUAUUCACGUCAAUUUUACUUCACAAUCGGUCAAAAAAAUCUUUUCGACUCAAUAAUUCUGAGGCUGAUUGCAUAUAAAUAAAGCAAACCUUUGAAAUCAAUUUUUCAAAUUGUUAUGGACAGUAUUAGAUAACGAGAUGGUAAUUGGUAGCUAUAAAGAACAGUUAUUUUAUGUAACAGAUAGAGCAACAGAAUCCAUAACUGGACAAAACAAUAGUAAACAAACACUGCAUAAUUAAA
Xenia sp. Carnegie-2017 is the source of this 1165-nucleotide messenger RNA. RefSeq lists its product as uncharacterized. The record is from RefSeq and is a predicted model, not a curated record. The transcript is spliced from 8 exons. NCBI's taxonomy places the organism in Eukaryota, Metazoa, Cnidaria, Anthozoa, Malacalcyonacea, Xeniidae. The coding region runs from base 80 to 811 and encodes 243 amino acids.